AUGUCGCUUGACGACGAGCCCGCGGCGCCUGUUCCAGAUCCGGGCGCUGCGGGCCCCAUUUCGGACCCGGACAUGAGGCUGCAGCCGCUCCUGGAGCGGUUUUCCCGGCAGGAGGAGCUUUUGGAGAUCCUGGUUCGGGACAUGCAGCUUCUGCUCCCGCCGAUGCCAGAGGCGCGGGACAUCCAGCCCUGGCUUGGCGACGUGCCGCAAGAGGGCGAUGUUCAGAUUCCGGACGCGGGGCUUGUGCCUACCAAGGCGCGGGACAUGGAGUUGCCCCUAGAGGCCGACAUUCAGAUGAACGCAGAGCCAGUGCCCGCAAAGGCUCGGGACAUGGAGCUGCCCCUAGUGGAGGCCGAAGUUCAGAUUGAAGCGGAGCUGGUGCCCGAGAAGGCUCGGGACACCCAGUUCCUGCUCCAGAUCGCGAAGGGUGUGGAGACGGUGCCCGCCCUUUGGCGUCCUUUCGCGGAACUGGGGGUUCCCGAGGAGGUGAAGGCCGCCCUCUCCCCCGGAAGCGCGGCUCUGGCAGAGGCCGGGGACUAG
Effrenium voratum is the source of this 540-nucleotide messenger RNA. Lineage: Eukaryota; Dinophyceae; Suessiales; Symbiodiniaceae. The record is from the annotation of a GenBank genome assembly.